This is a messenger RNA of Ornithodoros turicata, 2974 nucleotides long. RefSeq names its product pre-mRNA-processing factor 6-like (gene Prp6). Gene Ontology annotation, molecular function: protein binding. The record is from RefSeq and is a predicted model, not a curated record. The transcript is spliced from 23 exons. Gene Ontology annotation, cellular component: U4/U6 x U5 tri-snRNP complex; catalytic step 2 spliceosome. The coding region runs from base 25 to 2841 and encodes 938 amino acids. Gene Ontology annotation, biological process: spliceosomal tri-snRNP complex assembly; mRNA splicing, via spliceosome. NCBI's taxonomy places the organism in Eukaryota, Metazoa, Arthropoda, Arachnida, Ixodida, Argasidae.
CGAUCCAAUCCAACGGAUAACAAAAUGGCGACUAUGGGAGCUCCAAAUUCUCUGGUAGCCAAGAAAAGAAAGCAUUUUAUAGGUGUCCCCGCACCUCUGGGAUACGUAGCCGGUGUCGGAAGAGGAGCUACUGGAUUCACAACACGGUCUGAUAUCGGUCCGGCUCGAGAUGCAAGUGACGUUCCAGAUGACAGACAUGCGCCGCCCAGCAAACGUAACAAAAAGAAGGAAGAGGAGGAAGAUGAUGAUGAAGAUUUGAACGACUCUAACUACGAUGAGUUCGCGGGGUAUGGUGGCAGUUUGUUCAGCAAAGACCCGUAUGAUAAGGAUGAUGAAGAAGCAGAUGCCAUCUACGAAGCUAUUGACCGCAGGAUGGACGAGAAAAGAAAGGAAUACAGAGAGACCAAGCUUCGCCGGGAAUUGGAGCGUUAUCGUCAGGAGCGCCCCAAGAUUCAGCAACAGUUCUCAGAUCUCAAAAGAGAUCUGUCACAAGUAUCGGAAGACGAGUGGAAAACCAUCCCUGAAGUUGGUGAUGCUCGUAACAAACGUCAGAGAAAUCCCCGUCCUGAAAAGUUUACUCCUAUGCCGGACUCCAUCCUUGCAAAAGCCGGCAUUGGAUCUGAAUCUGUUACUACACUGGACCCACGCCAGCAGGCUUUCGGUGCAGGACUUACCACCCCAUUCCCAGGAACAGCAACUCCGGGAUGGGCUACUCCAGCGGCGGACCUUGAUCUUCGAAAAAUUGGCCAGGCUAGGAACACACUUAUGGACAUCAAGUUGAACCAGGUCUCAGAUUCUGUUACAGGUCAGACAGUCGUUGACCCCAAAGGGUACCUCACCGACCUUCAGUCCAUGAUCCCGUCACAUGGAGCUGACAUUAGUGACAUCAAGAAAGCUCGUCUGCUUUUGAAAUCCGUACGUGAGACAAACCCGAAUCAUCCACCAGCUUGGAUCGCGUCUGCACGACUUGAGGAGGUCACCGGGAAGAUCCAGAGCGCUCGCAAUCUCAUCAUGAAGGGAUGUGAGAUGUGCCCACAUUCUGAAGACGUUUGGCUUGAAGCUGCACGUUUGCAGCCAGCAGAUUUGGCUAAAGCAGUGAUAACGCAGGCCGUAAGGCAAAUUCCAAACUCUGUACGUCUGUGGAUAAAGGCUGCAGACCUCGAAGUGGAGCUGAAAGCGAAGAAGCGAGUCUUUCGGAAGGCUCUAGAAAGCAUCCCCAACUCCGUGAGGUUGUGGAAAGCAGCUGUAGAGUUGGAAGAACCAGAGGAUGCUCGCAUUCUUUUAAGUCGAGCCGUGGAGUGUUGCCCAACCAGCGUUGAGCUUUGGCUGGCUCUGGCACGCCUCGAAAACUAUGACAAUGCUCGUAAGGUUCUGAACAAGGCACGUGAGAACAUCCCCACAGAUCGCCAGAUCUGGAUAACUGCUUCGAAACUAGAAGAAGCAAAUGGCAAUGCGCACAUGGUGGAAAAAAUCGUAGACAGAGCCAUUGCGUCGUUGCGUGCCAAUGGGGUUGAGAUAAACAGGGAGCAGUGGUUGAAAGAUGCUGUGGAGUGUGAGAAGUCAGAGUCCAUUCUGACUUGCCAGGCCAUCAUCCGGGCAGUCGUGGGGAUCGGCGUUGAAGAUGAAGAUCGGAAACAUACGUGGAUGGAAGAUGCCGAAGCUGUUGCUGCGCAGGGGGCCAAGGAAUGUGCUCGUGCUAUCUAUGCUCACGCCAUUUCUGUGUUUCCGAGCAAGAAGAGCAUCUGGCUGCGUGCAGCUUAUUUUGAGAAAAGCAACGGCACAAGGGAAACAUUGGAAGCCCUUCUCCAGAGGGCUGUCGCUCACUGUCCCAAGGCUGAAGUCCUGUGGCUCAUGGGUGCCAAGUCCAAGUGGAUGGCUGAGGACAUUCCAGCAGCUAGGAGUAUUCUGUCUUUGGCCUUCCAAGCUAAUCCAAACAGUGAAGAAAUCUGGCUCGCAGCCGUGAAGCUGGAAAGUGAGAACAACGAGUUUGAGCGUGCUAGGCGACUCCUGGCUAAGGCACGGUCGAGUGCUCCGACUGCCAGGGUUAUGAUGAAAUCUGUGCGCCUGGAGUGGGCCCUACGUGACCUCUCACAAGCCAUGGAGUUGAUAGAGGAAGGGUUGAAGCUGUACGGAGACUUUGCAAAGUUGUGGAUGAUGAAGGGACAGAUUCUGGAGAGCCAAGGAUACAUUGAAGAGGCCAGGGGGACUUACAAUAUAGGGCUCAAGAAAUGCCCUACUUCAAUACCACUGUGGUUGCUACUGUCCCGUCUUGAAGAACGCGGUGGGGCAUUGACAAAGGCACGGUCUGUUCUGGAGAAGGCUCGUCUCCGCAACCCUUGUUGCCCAGAUCUUUGGCUGGAAGCCGUGAGAAUAGAAACCCGUGCUGGCAACAAGGAGAUAGCGCUGACACUUAUGGCCAAAGCAAUGCAGGAUUGUCCUACCAGUGGCAUUCUGUGGGCUGAAGCCAUUUUCAUGGAGCCUCGUCCGCAAAGGAAAACAAAGAGCGUAGAUGCCCUCAAGCGAUGUGAACAUGACCCUUACGUUCUUCUGGCCGUGAGCAAGCUCUUUUGGACAGAACGCAAGACCAACAAGGUUCGCGAGUGGAUGAACAGGACGGUAAAGAUCGAGGCCGACCUGGGGGAUGCGUGGGCAUACUUUUACAAGUUUGAGCUCUUGCACGGAACAGAGGAACAGCAAGAAGACGUCAAAAAACGCUGUGUGCUAGCUGAGCCUAGGCACGGUCCAAUGUGGUGCAAGGUGUCAAAAGACAUCGUAAACUGGAGGAAGAAAACAGAGGAGAUCCUUGUCCUGGUUGCAGACUCUUUAGAAAUACCUUCAUGAUCAUUUCUCCCAUGUGCACUGCGAGAAACAGCCUGUACAAAGCCUAACACGCAACCUAACUGUUUCAUAACAGCUGGUCGGGGAAAUAAACUAAAGCAACACUCCAAGAAAAUCUUUGGGGCCAAAAUAACAA